Pollicipes pollicipes is the source of this 2071-nucleotide messenger RNA. RefSeq lists its product as uncharacterized. The record is from RefSeq and is a predicted model, not a curated record. Gene Ontology annotation, biological process: proteolysis. Gene Ontology annotation, molecular function: zinc ion binding; metalloendopeptidase activity. NCBI's taxonomy places the organism in Eukaryota, Metazoa, Arthropoda, Thecostraca, Pollicipedomorpha, Pollicipedidae. Bases 61 to 1923 code for a protein of 620 amino acids. The transcript has a single exon.
GGCUUUGUUUACAUUUAGGCAAAAUGUUUUUGUUUUCGGCAUCAGAAACAUAGCGCAGAAAUGAGGCGAAACUAUUUCACAAUUAUUAUCGUAUCGCUCGUCGGAAAUGCUUGUCUUCAUAAAAAAUUCAAUACCACAGAUAAAAUUGAAUUACACGGUAAUUCUUCUCACAAGAAAUCUCCCCCAGAAAUGUCACCGCGUCAAAACACACCCGAAAAAUCGCAAGUACAUCCCCUCACGACGACUGAGAGCCCCAACGAGGAGUCUCCUAUCAUGACGAACGACGACAUCAUAUCGCUGCUGACCAGCCGCGGCUUUCGCGUGAAAAAUUUCACUGACGAUCCGCCGCUGGCCCUCGUCGGAGACAUCGCCUACUACCCACAGCAGGUGCUGCCCGAGCUGGGCUCCAACGACGACCGCAGCAACGUGCAGAACAAGCGGCUGUGGGUGGAUGCUUCGGGCGCGCAGCAAGUCUGGUACUACUUCGACCAAUCGACGCAAGCUGACAAGGAUGUGUUCCACCAGGCGGUGGCCACAUGGCAGAAGAGUUCAUGCAUCAAGUUCGAGCAACAGGCGCCGGGCGCAUGUUCGGAGGACCGCGGCCACGGCGCCAUCUGCGUCGGUAACUUCGGCGGCUGCUGGUCGCUGGUCGGCAACUCGUACAACGGCGGCUGGCAGAAGACGUCGCAGAAGAUGUCGGUGCAGCCGGACGGGUGCGAGAUGGUGGCGGCGGCGCACGAGCUCGGUCACGGCCUCGGCCUGCAGCACCAGCAGGCUCGCGAUGACCGUGACCAGUACAUCUUCACCAACUACCACAACCUGGACAUCAAGCUCUCCGGCGACCUGGACAACACGGUGAAGCAGGCCUGGAAUCAGGCGGCCUCGUGCAGCGCCGGUCAGACGGUAAAAGUCCCGAUCCCCUACGACUUCCUCUCCAUCAUGCAGUACGGCGCCUCCGACUUUGCAGAGGAAGACGGGCGUGUGGUGUACGGCGCAAAGGAUCCGCACCACCAGUACAUGAUGGACUACCAUCGCAAUGCCGGCACCGCACAGACGCACUACGACAAACUGGUCAUCAACACGGCCUACAAGUGCACGAACCUGUGGCGGAACACGUGCAAACAGAACGGCAACGUGCCGGCCAAGUGUCUCAACGGCGGUUAUGUCACCAGUGAUUGCAAAUGCUCCUGCGCUGACGGAUACUCCGGGUCAGCGUGCGGCAGUAAGGUGGGACCGCUCUACCCCGUGAAGGACCGGGCCAAGACGAUGCUGGACAUCCAGCAGCCCGGCAAAGUGGAGCUGGCGGACAAGGGCAUGCACCUGAAGAAUAACCACUACAUCCUGAAGGACUUCGUGUACUUCCAGUUCGUGACGGUGGCAGUGAAGACGGGAUACCCUCGCCAGCUGGCGAACAUCCGCGUGCACCAGCCCUUUGACGCGAUUGCGGAGGUCAUGGCAUCACGCGGUGCGCAGGAUUUCAUCAUGCAAAACAUCGCCAUCGCUGAUUGCGAAAUGUCAGGUUUCUUUUAUUGGGGCGCCUCCGCCGCCAACCAGCUGCGCACUGAGUGCAUCACGUCCCUCUUCAACAACGAGCUGCCGGCCGAGCAGCUGAAUCUCCGCGGUCGCAACCGCACGCUCGACAUCGUGGCGAUCGGCUUCCUGGGCAGGCUCUUCCACCGAGCCGACACCAGCAUGCGGGCGUUGGAACUCACGCUGGACAUCGAGUUCGCUGUGAACGCCGCCAAACAGCUGCGGACGUUCAAGACGCCAGCAGACGAUCCGGGCCCGCUCGGGGACCCGAUGGCGGAUGGCGGAAAGCCCAGUGCGGGCGUCAUCGCCGGCAUUGUCAUCGCAGUGAUCGUGGUAGUGGCGCUUCUCGUCGGUUUGGUGUGGGCGUGGAAGUCAGGCAAAAUUGGGCCUUGAGGCCGGCGACGAACAUUAGCAGUUGUCUUCGUGUAAAGGUCUAACCAGCCGAGUCAUGUAAGGCUCACCGGUGUUGUCGUACUGUGGCUUGUUUGCUCUAGCUUCGAAAAUAUGCUGGUGAAUAUUAGCGAAUCCCCGCGUGCCUGUC